Gossypium raimondii (Peruvian cotton) is the source of this 1754-nucleotide messenger RNA. RefSeq lists its product as uncharacterized. Gene Ontology annotation, biological process: asymmetric cell division. The transcript has 4 exons. Bases 161 to 1354 code for a protein of 397 amino acids. Lineage: Eukaryota; Viridiplantae; Streptophyta; Magnoliopsida; Malvales; Malvaceae. The record is from RefSeq and is a predicted model, not a curated record.
GGUAAAAAUGGCGCAGAGCGGGAAACAGGUGUCCGAAAAUUAAGAAAGUUAGUAAAUUGCUACUGCCACUGCCACCUACCCCUCUGCCUCUCUCUCUCUCUACUCUCUUCAAGGCAUUGAUCUCUCAAAAAUUAUGCCUUUAUUCGCUCUUUGAUCUCAAAUGUGGCAACUUCUCUUGGGCGCAGCUGUUGCAGGAUCCACCGGACUCCUUGCUAAACACCUCUUUAACCCUAAAUCAAUUUCUCAAGAUUCCUCAAACACCAAUUUUGAUACAGAAAAACAAGAUCCUCGUCUCCAAAAUCGGUAUUUGGAAUCUGGGUGUGAGAGUAAUUGGGAUGAAAAACCGAAGCAAGGUGAGAUCUUUAGAUUUUCCAGUUCUGAGUCUGCUGUAAAAACUAAAACUGGGGUUAAGGCAAGGAAAAAAGUUGUCUUGAAGAAGGCUGAGAAAAGAUCAAAUGGUGGUAGUGGUGUAGAGGUGAACACAAAGAAGUUUUCUGUUUGCUUGAAGAAGAGGAGAACUGCUAAAAAUGAGGCUUAUAAGUGUGGGGCAUUCCCUUCUAAAGAUAGCUCUGUAUUUCGCUGGGGACUUGGCUUUGGUAUCAUGUACAUGAUGUCAGCUGGGAGGGCUGAGAUCGAUAAAUUGAACUCAGCCUUGGAUGAGACUGCAAAAGUGGUUCAGGAGUUAAAAACUACACUAUGCAAAAGAAAAUCAUCUUGCAAUCUACAUGCUUCCAGUUCUGCAAGUGAAGUUGCCGCAAGCUCAAAGAAGUUUAGUGGCAAGAAUUCGCAGUUACUGCUCAGGAAGUCAGGUACUGGGAACAGAGACCAUAAUGAGACCAAAGUCUGCAGCCUCCCAGUAUUUGAUGAUGGUGAAUAUGCCAGUAGUGUUCUUACUGAAGAGCCUGAACCAGAGCUGGAGGUUGUGGAAAUGGAUCAACUAGAGGCAGAGCUCGAGUUAGAACUGCAAAAAUUGAGUGAGACUGAGGUUUCAGCCAAAAGUUUGCAUGAGCCAGUGGGAGAGAGGUUUGAUUCAUACCAGAGCAAGGGAGUAUUGCCGUCUGAACUAGAUCAGAAACUGUGCCAUGUGUUAAUCGAGCAGCAAGAAAACCAAAUCGAGGAGCUAGAAUCUGAAUUGAAUUCGGCUCAAUCCAAGCUCCGUGAGAAAGAAGCUGAACUCCAAGCACUAAAGGAUUGCGUUAAACGCCUGACUAAUUUCUCUCUGUCUACUGGCUCAGAUGACGAUACCGAGGCCCAAGGGGACCAAGAAUGUAUGAAGGAUCAAGAUAGCUCUAUUAAAAGUGGAUCUGAAACAAGGAAAUCAUUGGUUGGUAUGAAAAGACAUAUGGAGUUUUAAGUCCAACUGAUAUCAAGGUAAUUCAUAAGCAAUCGUCAGAGACCAUCAGAACAAUAAUACCAACAGUGUGGGUCACACCAUUCUUAAAAUCAAAAUCUAGCUUGCCUAAUUCCCUGUGCACCCUUCAAUAUUAUAUUACUAUAGCAUCAGAAACCCAUAAAUUGUAGUCUUUUUAUUGUAUUCCCCCUUAGUGUCUGAUUUCUUUAUUAGGAUAUCUUUAUAUAUAUGUUAUGCCUAGUGUUUGGAGCUGAACUCUUUCCACUAAGUAGUUCCUAAUUGACUUAGAUAUAGCUUGCCUAGUUGUUAGUCAAGCUCUUUCUUGAGUGCCUAAGGGAAAGCCUGUAUAUCAUAGUUGACUUUUUUGUUAUCUUGUUGGAAGAGAAAAUUACAAUUAUGUCCA